Messenger RNA from Parnassius mnemosyne (clouded apollo), 4088 nucleotides. The record is from the annotation of a GenBank genome assembly. Lineage: Eukaryota; Metazoa; Arthropoda; Insecta; Lepidoptera; Papilionidae.
GAGAAAUUUUUGUCAACAUGUCGGACAAUGAGGACUUAUUAGGCGACGAUCUUGGUGAUCAAAGUCUCGCGGACUAUAACUUGGGCAAUGAAGAGGAGGAACAGCUUUUGGCUGAUGAUUAUGACAAUAGUGCGUCACAAAAUGUCCCCACGUCUGGUGCUUCUAACUAUCGCGGCGGAGGUGAUACUGCUGCUACCGAAUAUCCAAAUCAUAAUGUCGAAUACACCCAACAGUCAGCUUCAUAUCAAGCGGUGGCAGAAAGUGAAUGUGUCGUACCCAAUAUAACAGUUGAAGUACCAAAUGCACCAUUACCAGAGCAUUCCACGUAUGCACCAUACCCUGAGCCACCAGUGUAUGAAGCAGAGCAUGCUGUAGUACCACCAGCUAUUCCUGCCGCGCCAGCUGAAUCUCCGCAGAUUGUCCCUUCAGAAGUAACCACAUCUCUUGCCAAUGGUGAUCUCGGAGGUCCACGGGAAAGGUUCACAGCGGAGAGGCCUCCGGGUGUUCAAAGAAUGCCCCAAGUUAGAGAUAUCCCCGACAGUUUAGACAAAGUGUACGUCCCCCGAGGAGGCUUCAUUGGUCGUGGUCGUAACACGUGGAGAAGCCCAAACUAUCGCACUCCGCAUCCUUACCGCAGAAAUAAUACACAUCGGGGUAAUUUUAUGUCGAGGCCAUCAUUCCCACCACCACAAAUGCGUUCCAAUCUCCAACCAAACCCACAGAUCAGACCAAAUGUCCCCGAAAUUCGUUCGGAAAUAUUACAACCCCCUCAAAUGGGGCCAGAAGUAUCCCCAGAAAGACCGAUGCUCCCCCAAGAUAUGCCAAAUGCUUACAGACCUCAAGAAAACAGACCAUACCCCCAAAAUUUCCCAAGAUUCCAACAAUUCCGGCCGAAUUUGGACGAACCCAGACCCUUCGCGCCGAACGUCCGGCCGAAUUUUGAACCUAGACCUAUGUUCCAAUACCAGCCAGGCUAUAAUCCUAGACCUUUCGCACCACCAAUCCGGGAAAUAGCUCCGAGCAGUGUCAGCCACAUACCCCAAGUGACUAUACGCCAGCAGCUCCCAGCAGUGGCCAGUAACCUGCCCAAGAUGGAUAAGUUUCCUCCAAAGGGCAUGAGCAGAGAGCCAGAAGUGCGGAUGCUUCCGGUACAGUUGCCACCUAAUAUCCCUCCAGGUGGCUUAGCGGGGAAGAAAGUCUUGAUCAAUCCGCACUUUAAAGGAAACUUUCAACCUCCUGUUGAGGGGUUGCCAACGUACAUACCAACAAGAAUACAAAAGACUCCGCCGCUCAGUCCUACACUGGAGAGUAAAUUUGGUCCCAUCAAGGACAUCGACGAUGCAGCUGAGAGAUUCAUAGCAGAGCAGAGGAACGCUCUCGCCCGUGCUGCUAGCAGGAAGAUAGCGAGGAGAUCUCCGCAAAGAUACAUAGAGAACACUACAAUUGAAAUAGAGAACGAGUUGGCUAGGCGCAGCGAAGACGAGGAAUUACUGAGGCGUCAGGAGGAGUUCAUCAACGCCAACCGAGCUGGACUGCGGAGAAGGAUGCGGUCGGCCAGCCCGGCGCGCCGCUCGCCGUCGCCGCGCCGCAGCCCGCCGCCGCGCCGCGCGCGCCCCAGCCCGCCCGACGAGGAAAGUGAAUACAGAAGGCGUUUGAGAGAGCAGGAAAGCUUGCGGGAGAGAGUUCUGCGAGCGAAGGAAGUUAGACGCAGGAAGAACGCGGUCGCCUUACAGAAACAACUACAGGAAAGGGAUCGUGAAAAGCAAGACAAAGAUAGAGAGGUGCCGAAACCUGAGAACCCGAAGCCAGUCGAGACCAACACGGACAAUAAACCAACAAGUACACAGCCGGACAAGCCGGACACUACCAGGAAGUCACCGGAGAAAACGGAAACUGUGGAGAAAGUGGAGAAGACUAGAGAAAGAUCUCCAAUUAAGGCAGCGAAGGAUGAUGCAGAAGUUAAUUCUACUUGUGAAAACCUUACACCACCAAGAGAGAAAAUGCCUCAAAAAGAGAAGAUUAUUUCACCGGAGAGAGAUCUGACUCCACCGCUGCCUGACACUGUGAAGCGACAGGACACGAGGAUGGACAGCGACGAUGAGCUGGACCUCAUUCUGGAUGACAUUGAUGACAUUCUCUCCGAUGAUGAGGAUAGCGGACGAUUCAAGGAAAAGCCCAAAACCGUGGAGCCUCCAAAGCCGAAACUUCAAGUGGAUCUUCGUAGCAAGCUCCCUCCAAAAUCGACAGAGACCAAGGCACCCAGACAGAAGAUUGUCUUCAAUGAACAGAAGGACGAUAAGAAAAAGAAAGAAAAGUCUCCAAUACGCAGAACCGUGGUGACCAGUUCAACCAAGGUUGAGGAGAGCAGGGACAAGAAGUCCACUAAGUCUGAAAAAUCAAAAGGGGAAGAGAAACCAAAAUCGCAAAACUUCACCAACCGUCGCGUUAUCCUGCAACGCAAGAGCGUGACGGCGCCGGCGCCGGCGGCCGGCAUCUUUAGCCGUGCGGUCCGGACCGCCAUCGGACCGGACCGGACCGCGCUGCUCGCCAAGCGGUCCGACGAGCCGGAGGUCGAGUACGCCUCGGACUCGGACGACGACGCGCCGACCAGGCCGGCUGCGGCCGCGGGCAAGCUGGCCCACGUGGACAACCUGCCCCACGGCAUCACCGACACCAGGCUCCGCACCCUGGCCGGUGAUCACGUGCAGAGUUUGAUAUUGGAUAAAGAAGAGCGCAGUGCGAAGAUAACGUUCAAGACAACCGUCGCCGCCGAGAAUUUUAAGAGGAAGUUUAACAACAAAAUGGUUGCCGCGAGCAGGCUUACUGUCACUUUACGAUAGAGUACACGGUUAUACACUAAAUGGGUUUAUCUUUAUGUCUGAGCUGCAUUUUAUAAUCGUUGCUCUAUGUUCCUACCGAGUGAGUUUACACCAACUCGAGCGAUUCGUGUGCUACAUUGAUAGUUUGUAAUAAAUACGGAAAUUUCAAAUGUCAGUGUGAUUUUUUUAGUUGUUUAAACCAUAGAAUUAUAGAAAUAUAUACUCUAGGGAGUAUGAAAAAACCAGUUCGUUUUAUUUUUAAUAUUAAAAAUACGAAAAAUAAAUUAUGGUAGUUUUUUUAAAUCGGAACUGUUAAUAUUUUAUCGUGCCUCUCGCUUGCACUUACAGUUUUUAUGACCCUAGUGAUGUACGUAAUAAUAUCGACAAAUUAAUAUUUUCUUGCAACAUGCUAUUCGAUAUAAAAAUUUACUUUUUAUUUAAAAAACGACUUAUAAAAACGUUUUAACAUUUAAUUCAUUCGUGACUUAUAGACUACCAAAUGCUCGAAUGCUAUAUUUUAAGCAUAAUAUUUUGUCUUAGGAUUAAAAAUUACUGUAGUUGUAUAUGUUUAUUACUGUGUUCAUUCAAAAACACAAAAAUAUUUACAAAUACGUUUGACUACAGCAAAAUGUGCGAUAGAAAUAUCAUAGAAACAUUACUUUUAUUAAGAUUACAUAAAAGUAUUUAAAAAUGUAUUGAAUGUUUACUUAUUCACAAAUUGUACGCAAUAAAUGACUACUAUUUACAUUUAAAACAAAUGCUACAUCGACAUUUUUGUCUCACGACUUUAUUGUAGAUAUUUUGUUUAUCUAUUCAAACAAUAACAUUUGCAAUAUAUCCCAUAUUAUUUUUUUUACUUUAAAAGCAAAUGUAAGUGUUCUUUGGUAAAAUGAUAUAAAGUUUAAAUUGAUAAUAUAUUUUUACAUUGCCCAAAGUGUGGUUUGUUAGAAAAAUUAAUUAAUUAGAAUCUAAAUGAUCGAUAUUCAUCUCCAUAAUUGAAUACACAUCACUUAAAUGUCAGCAAACGGCUUGUUUGUAACUUUUGAUAACUAUUGUUCUUAUAUUUCUCAUUGUAAACACACAAUAAAAUAUUUAUGCUUGUGAUUAAACUCUAAUAUAGCUGUAACUUGCCAUAUCUGUCACUUGGUAGUUUUUUAACAAAGCAAGCUAGAAGAAUAUUUUUGUAAUACUGCGUUAAAAUAUUUCUAAUGUAUAAGCACAUUGUUAUUUUAUGUAUAGUUUUAUUCUAUGUACAUUUUUUUAUUUCGG